Periconia digitata is the source of this 670-nucleotide messenger RNA. The record is from the annotation of a GenBank genome assembly. NCBI's taxonomy places the organism in Eukaryota, Fungi, Ascomycota, Dothideomycetes, Pleosporales, Periconiaceae.
CUGACAUUUCUGUAGAGGGUGUGGGUCACGUUGGUUGUAUGAGGAGAGCAGCGCUUGCGUCUGUGCUUCUUUGUUAGGGCACUGGAAAGCUAUGGGCCGCGCGACACAGGCGCUCAGCAAAAGCAGAAACUCGUCUGUUACAGAACCCGGGCACACAAGCAACAACACAGACAUACCCACACGCACACUGCACACGCAUACAUUAGACACACAAACGCUUUUAUCGAAUCUCGAGGAAAGAUGACGCACAAGCAACACGCUGAUCAUGACACACACCCCCCCUCUCCCCUCUCCCCUCCCCCCCCCCUUUCGCCGUGUUUUCGGCACUUUUUUCGUGUGCGUGUCUGGUUGUUAUCGGUUUCGCAACGGCGAGUCGAGCAAAGCAAUGUUUCCAAAGCGGGUGUGAAUACCUAAUUAGGGUUCGUUCGGCUGGGGGGGACCACGCCCCCCCUAGCUCGACUAGCGAGGAUUUAAUGUACCUGAUGUAUAGAAGCAUACGUAUGCAUGCGAGUAUAGAGUAUAUACACGCACAUAUGUAAAGUACUAUGGUAAAGGUACUGCGAUAAGCAGGUCGCAACACGCGGAUCGUACUUUGGAAUGCAACCAGUAUUGGAUAGGCGAGUUGGGAUGUCAUCACAUUUGCCAAGGUUUUGUGAAUGCUAGAUUGAUC